AUGGCAGAAAGUGAUUCAACAUGUUUAGCAUCACUUGUGUAUUAUUUCGGGGAGAAAUACUACCGCCAAGCCAUAAUGACUUCAGUGCAGUAUUUAAAACUGUACGGUAAUGAUCCAGUUCUGCUGUUUUUCAAAGCCCAUGGAAUUUUGAUGGAAGGUCGUAUUCAAGAGGCCAUUCGUGAUCUGGAGCAAAUAAGAGACAAGCCAGAUGUCUCCUUGUGCUCUCUCAUGGCUCUUAUCUAUGCGCAUAAGCAGACUGAAACUGUUGAUCGAGAUGCUGUGGAGGAGCUUGAUUCUCAGCUGAAAGCAAGUCGCAAGGCAGCUGGCGACAAGGCCCUGUACUAUGCUGCCAUGUUUUUGUGGCUUAUGGGCCGUGGUGACAAAGCUAGGGACUAUCUGGACAGAAUGCUCAAGAUGUCCAGUUCCUCAAGAGAGGGGCUAAUUCUGAAGGGGUGGAUUGAAGUCACUUCUGAGAAUGAUCUGAACAGAAACAAGGCCCUCCGAUACUUCGACAGUGGGAUGUCAGACUCCAAGAAUGUGUUUGGGCUGAUGGGAAAGGUUAGGUAUUUCACGGGAAAACAGAACUUCUCAGGAGCCCUUGAAGUGGUGAACCAGAUCAUUGCCUCUCAUCCUGACUUCCUCCCAGCUUUAACCCUGAAGAUGAAUCUGUUUCUGGCCCAACAAGACUGGGAACAAUCUCUGGACACCGCAUCCCGGAAUUUGCAGAAAGACGGACAUAAUUUGAAAGCUCUUCAGAUAAUGGCAGUCCAUGAUUUAGCGAAAGAUGGUGACCUAAUCAAGGCACGGGAGCAUCUUCAGGCACUGCUUAGUGCAGUGGAGAUAACAGAGCCCUCCACACCAAGUCUGCAUGUCAGUAUUACAGUGCCCAUCAGCAGAAUGUGUGGAAACAACACAGAAGUCCUGCAAACUCUGUGUCAGUUUGUGGAACGUGCCUUUGCCAAGGCACCAACAGACGCUUGUAUAGCCACUGAAAUUGGCUACCUACUUGUCCUCCAAAACAAGAUUAAAGAGGCUAUGAGAUGGUACUCUACUGCCAUCAAACUGGAUGGGAGCAGUAUGCCAGCCUUGGCAGGUGUGAUCCGUUGCCAGCUGCUUCAAGGGCAGCUUGAAGAAGCAGCACAGCAGCUAGAGUUCCUUGGCGAAAUACAACAGUCCAUCGGCCAAUCAGCGGAGUUGGGCCUUCUCCAGGCCAUGUUAGCCCAUAAAAGAGGGGCAGGUGCGGACGUCGUGAGUUCCCUGCUGAAGGAGGCCACCGAGCUGCACUUCUCUGCCAUUCAGGGGCUGCCCUUGGGGGUGGAGUACUUUGAGAAGCUCAACCCCGCAUUCCUCUUUGAGGUGGUGAAGACACACCUGGCUGUCUGUCAGCCUUGUACUGUUGGUCAGCCAUUGCCAUUUGGGUUGAUGCACUCUGCCAUGAUCCUGGAGCCCGUGGUCAAAACUGCUCCUGGAAUUUUACCUGGUGCCUACCUCAUGGCCAAGGUGAAAUUUCUUUCAGGUGACCUCACAUCUGCCCAGAGCCUUCUAACACACUGUCUGGAGCUGGACCCAACCUUGUCAGAAGUCCACCUGCUGCAAGCACACCUUUACCUUUCCAUGGGGGACUUCAAAAAAUGCCUCCAGUCCCUGGAGACAGGAGUGAGCCACAACUUUCAGGUUCGGGAGCUGCCCCAGUACCACCUGAUCAAAGCCAAAGCCCUGAAGAAGACGGGAGACCUUCCAGAAGCCAUCCAGAGCCUGAAGAUGGUCAUGAGCCUGCCGGGGGUGAGAAGAGAGGUGAAAGGCAAAGAGGCCUCCAUAAGCAACAGUGACCGCGUGUCCGCAUACCUGGAGCUGGCCGAAGCACUGCGAUUGAAUGGGGAACAGCACGAAGCCAUAAAGGUAAUGCAGGAUGCCAUCGUGAACUUCACCGGAACACCUGAGGAGAUCCAAGUUACGCUGGCAAAUGUAGACCUGGCUCUGUCCAAAGACGACAUCAAUACUGCUUUGACUCUCCUGCGUGGCAUCACACCCAACCAGCUGCAUUAUGCAGAGGCCAAAGAAAAGAUAGCCAAAAUCUACCUGGAGAAACGAAAAGACAAGAAACUCUACAUCGCAUGCUACAGGGAACUGUACGAGGAUCAGCCAGGGCCUCACUCCAGUGUUCUCCUGGGGGAUGCGUACAUGAGAGUGGAAGAGCCAGAAAAGGCUAUUGAGGUUUAUCAGGAGGCGUUGAAGAAGACUCCCAGAGAUGCAGCCUUGGCGAGAAAGAUAGGACAAGCAUUAGUGAAGACCCAUCAGUACAACAAGGCUCUUAGCUACUACGAAGCUGCCCUGAAGAUCAGCGGACAGGAUUUCCUGCGUAGCGAUUUGGUAGAGCUUCUUCUGAAAAUGCGGCAAUAUGAAAGAGCACAGAAAAUUCUCAACCAGGCUUUGGACCAUGAACCAACAAAUGAGUUAUCGAACAUGAUGAAUGAUGUAAAGUAUUUACUGUUGCUGGCGACAAUCUACAAGAGGUGUGGAUCUCCUGCUAUGGAAACAUUGGAGAAGGCCUACAAUAUCCAGAUGAGGGUCAUGAGACGCCUCCCCCUGGAGCAGCCGGAAUCUUUUCAGGAACAGAAAACUUUGGCGUCCACCAUCUGCCACCAAAUCGCCCAGCUGAGCCGUUCUCAGCGUGACUUUGAGAGGGCCAAGAAGUCCUACAAAGAGGCCCUGACCCACUGCGAGGGAGACUUGCAGAUAAUCCUUGAGUUGGCCCAUUUGCGCCUAGAGCAGGGUAACAUGGAGGCUUGCUAUCAGCAGUGUCAGGUGUUGCUGAAGAACCAGGAGGACAAUGAAGAGGCAUCCAUGCUAAUGGCAGAUCUAUUGUUUCGGAGGAAAGAAUACGAUACUGCAGUCCUAUGCUACAAACGACUUAUGGAGCAUACCACAGACAACUACUUUGUUUUGGCCAAGUUCAUAAACAUGCUCAGAAGAACAGGAAAGCUUGACGACGUCCCAGCCUACUUUCAAAAAUGCGAGAAGGACCACCCCAGGGCUCCCAUAGAACCAGGCUAUAACUUUUGCAAGGGACUGUACUGCUGGCAUGUGGGCCAAGUGAAUGAAGCUUUGAUGCACUUCAACAAGGCCCGGAGGGACACAGACUGGGGGGAGGGGGCAUUGUGUCACAUGAUCCAGAUCUGCCUCAACCCUGACAACGACACCAUCGGAGGGGAGGUGUUUGAGGUGGCUCAGGAGGAAUGGAGAAGGGAGUCCGAGCCCUGGGGAGUGACCACAGCGCAGAACCUGCUGAAGGGUUACCGUCCUCGCACAAAACAGGGGGAGGACAAAAUGGCCCUCCUUUACAGCCACUGUCUGAUGGCCACCAAGGAGCCUAAGCAGGUGGAGAGGGCUCUUGCGGCUUUCACUGAAAUGGCCUCAUCACAGGAGAACAAUGCGGCGUAUCUUCUAGCCAUGGCCCAAGCCUUCAUGAUCCUCAAACAGACGCCCAGAGCCAGGAACCAGCUGAAGAGACUCUCGAAAAUGGAGUGGACCGAGAACAAUGCAGAGGAGCUGGAGAAAAGCUGGCUGCUCUUGUCUGACAUUUACAUCAAGUCUGGCAAAUAUGACAUCGCCACCGACCUCCUAAAACGCUGCCUCCUUUACAACAAGUCUUGUAGCAAAGCGUUUGAGUACUUGGGAUUCAUCAUGGAGAAUGAGCAGUCCUACAAGGAUGCUGCUGGUUACUAUGAGCAGGCCUGGAAGUACAGCAACCGGGUGAACCCCUCCAUGGGUUUCAGGCUCGCCUUCAAUUAUCUGAAAUACAAGAGAUACACAGAAGCAAUAGAUGUUUGUCGCAAGGUUCUGACUGAGCACCCUGGCUACCCACUGAUCCGGACAGAAAUUCUGGAGCGGGCCCAGCUGGCGCUGAGGCCUUAGUGCCGAGUAGGGCCUCCAAACAUAGGCCUGCUGCUCCUCACAGAGAGGCGUGCAUUCUUCCGAGAAACUUUCAUGUUACAUUUAUU
Megalops cyprinoides (Indo-Pacific tarpon) is the source of this 4001-nucleotide messenger RNA. RefSeq names its product tetratricopeptide repeat domain 21A (gene ttc21a). NCBI's taxonomy places the organism in Eukaryota, Metazoa, Chordata, Actinopteri, Elopiformes, Megalopidae. Gene Ontology annotation, biological process: protein localization to cilium; intraciliary retrograde transport. Bases 1 to 3915 code for a protein of 1304 amino acids. The transcript is spliced from 29 exons. The record is from RefSeq and is a predicted model, not a curated record. Gene Ontology annotation, molecular function: protein binding. Gene Ontology annotation, cellular component: intraciliary transport particle A.